CAUGAAAAUACCACCCAGGUAACAGGUCACAGGUAAAAACAUUGCAUAACAAAGAAGCCUGCAAGAACAACAAAGUCCUGGAAUAUUUCCUUUAUUUCUGACUUUAUACACAUGAAGUAAAUCAUUUUAAUCUAAGAUUAACUGCGUAUAGAAGAAUUAGAGAUAUCCAUUACCAGACAAACAAAUACAGAACUACAUAUAGAUAAUAAGAGACUAUGUCUAAUAACGAAGAUAAAACUUCUACGAUUAUGUCCCUUGAUCAGACUAAUUGCCAUGCACCACAGGACCAAACAAGGUGUCAAAUUAAGGAACAAACUAUUUGUGAUAAAGAUUUGAGUUGUAAUUCAGAUCUAGAAAAACAAAUAAGAACACAUUCAGGGAUGAAAUCUUUUAAAUUUAAUGAAGAUAUCACAGCAGAUAGUGUUUCAAUAAAUUACCAGUUGCACGGAAACGUGAGAACACAAACAUCUGAUAGACCUUUUAUAUGUGGUGUGUGUAAUAAAACGUUUAGUCGGCAACCUUAUUUACUACAACACAUGAAAAUACACACUGGUGAUAAACCGUAUAAAUGUGAUAUAUGUGGUAGAGGGUUCAGUACAAAAGGCAUCUUAAAAACCCAUCUAAGAACACAUACCAUUGAAAAACGUUAUAAAUGUAAUGUAUGUGGAAAAGGGGUUAAUGGUAGUUUACAGGCUCACAUGAGAACACAUACUGGUGUAAAACCUUAUAAAUGUGAUGUAUGUUAUAAAGGGUGUAAUACAAGUAGCGGCCUAACUAGACACAUGAGAACACACACAUGUGACAAACCUUAUAAAUGUGAUGAAUGUUUUCGAGUGUUUGAUCACAGUGUAAUAUUAAAGAACCACAUCAGAAGAUCACAUAUUAGAAUGAAACCUUAUAAAUGUGAUGUAUGUGGUAAGGAAUUAAGUCUAAACGCCGGGUUUCAGGCACACAUGAGAACACAUACUGGUGAUAAACCUUAUAAAUGUGAUGUAUGUUGUACACGGUUUAAUCAUAAAUCGAACUUAGCUAAACACAUUAGAACACAUGAUGGAUAUAAAGAAUUUAAAUGUGGUGUUUGUAGUAAAGAAUUCAGUAGAAGCGGUGGAUUACAGUUACACAUAAAGAGAACACAUACCGGAAAGAAUAGAGAUAAACCUUUUGAAUGUGAUGUAUGUGGUAAAGGUUUUAAAGGUAGAGAGAACUUGAAUAGACACAUGAGAAUACAUACCGGUGAUAAACCUUAUGAAUGUGAUGUAUGUUGUAGAUCGUUUUAUUAUAGAUGGAGCUUUGAUAAACACGUAAAAUUACAUACGGUUGAUGAACCUUAUAAAUGUGAUGUAUGCUUUCAAGUGUUUAAUAAUAUCGUAAACUUAAAGAACCACAUCGGCAGAACACAUAUUGGAAACAAACCUUAUAAAUGUGAUGUAUGUGGCAAGGAAUUUAGUCUCAAUAGCGGGUUAAAGGCACACAUGAGAACGCAUACGGGCGGUAAACCUUAUAAAUGUGAUGUUUGCUGUAAAGGAUUCAAUCAAAGAGGCAACUUAACGACACAUAUGAUAACACAUACUAGUGAUAAACCUUAUAAAUGUGAUAUUUGCGAGACAGGAUUCAAUCAAAGAGGCAACUUAGCUACACACAUGAAGAAACAUACUGAUAUUAAAUGUGAAGUUUGUGGACUAAUAUUCAUGUCUCAUGAACACUUACAGAACCACGUGACAUCACACACUUGACCACACAUACUUGACUGAAUUUAAAUGAUUGUGAAGUUUGUGGACUAAUAUUCAUGUGUCUCAUCAACACUUACAGAACCACGUGACAUCACACACUUGCAGAACCACAUGACAACACACACUUGACUGAAUAGACUUAACAUUCACUGCAUGAGAUCUGGACACAUUGAUCAUGUGGUGUUAGUGAUGAGCAGCUGAGACAUCCAAUACCACUCCGUUUUCGUAUUGAUAUAUUGAAAUAUUUAUCCUAUGAUAUAUUUUUAACAACAAUAUAACCUAC
Messenger RNA from Mytilus californianus (California mussel), 2013 nucleotides. RefSeq names its product zinc finger protein 235-like. The record is from RefSeq and is a predicted model, not a curated record. The transcript has 2 exons. NCBI's taxonomy places the organism in Eukaryota, Metazoa, Mollusca, Bivalvia, Mytilida, Mytilidae. Bases 216 to 1733 code for a protein of 505 amino acids.